GCAGGUUUUGUCCGGUUAGCAGUCACCAUGGUCGCCCUGUCGCUGAAAAUCUGUGUCCGGCAGUGCAAUGUGGUAAAGACGAUGCAGUUUGAACCAUCGACUGCAGUCUAUGAUGCCUGCCGAAUCAUACGGGAGAGGGUCCCUGAGGCUCAGACAGGUCAAGCACUGGACUUUGGCCUGUUCUUAUCAGAUGAAGACCCAAGGAAAGGAAUCUGGCUGGAGGCUGGCAGGACCCUGGAUUACUAUAUGCUGAGGAAUGGGGACAUUCUGGAAUACAAGAAGAAACAACGACCACAGAAAAUUAGAAUGUUGGAUGGAGCAGCAAAAAUGAUUAUGGUAGAUGACUCAAAGACUGUAGGGGAACUUCUGGUGACAAUAUGCAGCAGGAUAGGUAUUACAAACUAUGAGGAAUACUCUCUAAUCCGUGAGACUGUUGAAGAGAAGAAAGAAGAACCAACUGGAACUCUAAAGAAGGACAGAACUCUCCUC
Molecule: messenger RNA, 489 nt
Organism: Staurois parvus
Lineage: Eukaryota; Metazoa; Chordata; Amphibia; Anura; Ranidae
Source: the annotation of a GenBank genome assembly